UUAUUUUUGAAUAAUUUUAGAAGUAUGUUCUGAAUGGAGGAGGAGGGUAUUGAAUGGUUAGUGGAGCUGCUCCACCAGGUUCAGCUGGAGCAAUUCUUUGUCCGUAUCCGAGAUGAGCUCCAGGUGUCCCGGCUCCAACACUUUGAAUACGUUCAACCUGAGGACCUGGAGAAGAUUGGUAUGUCUAAACCUGCCGCUAAAAGACUCCUGGAUAUAAUAAAAAGAAAGAGGUUGAAGAGUAAAUUGACCAAGUUUCUACCCGGAGGAAGGUUUGGAACUAUUAAAAAAUCUCCGUCUAUCGGAGGUUCAGUUCUCUCCGACUCUGCUCUAACAUGCCUAAUACAGGAUAAAGAAAUUAAAACUAGAGACGAGAAUGGGAGAUUAUUAGGCAAACUUGGAGAUGGAUCUUUCGGGAUUGUUUGUCGUGGAGAAUGGAGCACUCCUUCUGGACGGAUUCUGCCUGUUGCAGCGAAAAUCUUGAAACAGGAUACUCUGGCACAACCUGGAGCUUUCGAGGAUUUUGUCAAGGAGUGCACUGCUAUGCACGCUUUGGACCAUGAGAACCUGAUUCGUUUGUACGGAAUCGUCCUGAGUCAACCAAUGAUGAUGAUAGUUGAGUUAGCUCCUCUAGGUUCCCUGAUAGACUGGAUGCAUAAACAGUGCGGAAAUAUUCCGAUCUCAGCAGUCUGGGAGUAUGCAAUUCAAAUAGCCCGUGGAAUGGCAUAUCUUGAGCUUAAGAGAUUUAUUCACCGAGACCUGGCUUGCAGAAACGUUCUUCUCGCCUCGAUAGAUCGAGUCAAGAUCGGAGAUUUUGGUCUUAUGCGAGCUCUUCCCCAGGAGGACGACUGUUACGUGAUGACGGAGCGUAAGAAGGUUCCGUUCCCCUGGUGUGCUCCGGAGAGCUUGAAAACCCGUCAGUUUAGUCAUGCGUCUGAUACUUGGAUGUUUGGUGUUACACUCUGGGAGAUGUUUACAUUCGGAGAGGAGCCUUGGAUCGGUUUAAACGGAUCUCAGAUUUUGAAGAAAAUAGACAGAGACGGAGAGCGGUUGCAUCAACCCCCAGCGUGUCCUGGAGAUAUUUACCAGCUGAUGCUACAAUGUUGGGCCAAGAUGCCGACUGAUCGACCAACUUUUGAGGCUUUAAAGGACUUUCUGGCGGAAACUAUUCCCAUCGUUGUGAGAGCUAGAGAAGGUCUCGAAGAGGAGGGAAGGAUGAGGAUAGAACCCGGAGAUGCCUUAGUUGUGAUUGACGGAAGAUCAGAAAAUUUCUGGUGGAAAGGACAAAAUCAAAGAACUUUUGAAGUUGGAUUGUUUCCAAGAAAGAUUGUUGAAGAUUCUCAAGGAAAGAAGAUAAAAGAUAUCAGUAAACCGUUGAAGAAUAGUUUUAUCCACACCGGCCACGGGUCUCACAACGGCAGGUCCUGGGGUAAAGCCGAGGCAAUCGAUGAUCUUUAUCUCCGGAGUCCAAUGCAACCGCCGGAUCUGACAGGUAUCGGAAACGGAAAUCAGGACGAGAGAAAACUUCCGGGACGAAGUUCGAUGAAAAUGAAAAACAACCCUAUUGUUCCGGAAAGUAUUAAACAAACUCAUCAAUUUAAUUAUGGACGAUUAGAGGACGAAGGACGAGGAAAAGAGCAGGACGGUAGUUCCAAGAACACUAUUCGUCCUCAUCGUCCCGCUCCGGGUUGGAACGGGGACAGGGUUCAAGCAUAUAAAUCUCUUCCAGAUCUGCAGAAGGCUUAUGAAGAUCAGAACACAUUCCUUCAUACUCGUGAAGAUUCUUUGAUAGAUCUCUCUCCGGCAGAGACAAUGUCUCGUGUUUACGCCAACACAGGUCUGGAGAAUAAUCUCGGAGCUCAAUCCGUCACUAGUCUCAUAGAUGAGGAUAUUCCGUCCACAAACUCAAACAGAAAUGUUUACCAAAACCAGAACUAUGAUUUUCAGAACGGGUUUCAAGAUCGGUUAAAUGAAAGCAAUGCCUCCUUUAGUUCCCUUCCUGAAGGAGAAACCUACCACGUUCCACCAGAUGAAGAUGAUCCUUUCGAUACUAGCAGUGUUAUUCUAAACAGUACCUCCAGACUUUCAGAUUAUAAGGAUCAGUCCAGGACAAACACAGGGUUAUCAUAUACCAACGCAGAGUACAAAACUAAUCGAUAUGAUUCAAACCAGGGUUAUCCAGACCUUUCUGUAUCCGGAUCUGCAGAUGAAUAUGAAACCAAGCCUUCCAUUAUUUCUCAACUUUUAGCCUCAACCUCUAAAGCUGUAGAAACCCCUGAUGUUGUAACAAUUACUCCGACUCUACAGCUGUCUUCUACCCCUGAACCUAGUAGAUAUUCAGAGACAUUUAAUUCAUUACAUGACGAUAGAAACCGACAUCGAAGGGCAGUUUCAACCAUAGCGGAGGCUGACCUAUUCCUACCUCCUUUAACCUCACCUUUCUCCCCACCAGCAUUUAAUCCAUAUGAUAUAGUUUUAGGCUCUAAUGAAGCGAUUGCCGGGUUGGAUUCUCCUGCCCCCUACCAGAGUAACGAUAAACCCAAGAGACAAACCCAACUCAACUCCUCAGAAGCAUUUUCUUGGUUAAACGAUAAAAUCGGAGAUAUGAAGAUUUCCCAGAAGACGGAUAGAAAUGUAUUCCAGUUUCCGUCCGUAUCCGAGGUACAACCUACACCUGAGGACUUGUAUGCAACUAUAAAGAAAAGGCCGAGUAUUGAAAAGGAAAAGGUGGAUAAAUACUCAAAGGAAGAAACCAACCAAACUCAUCAACAUUACCAGUCACAAGUAGAUUCAGUUUACAAUUCUGUUCAGGAUAACAGUUCUUCUCAAAGCACCAAAUCUAACAAGGGAGCCAUCUUUAAUCAGGGCACAAACAAUAAUCAGGUUUCAAGUUCCUAUCAGGGUGCAACUUCUAAUCAGGGUUCAGGUUCUGAUCGUGAUUCCGGAAACAAGAUUUUUAAAUUAUCCAACUCAGAUGCAUGGAUCCAGAAUUUUCAAACUGAACCAGAACCACAGAAGUCUAUAGGAAAUGAGAAUCAAGGUUGGAAUGACAAAACUUCAAAUAAGUCUGAGAUAUAUUCCAGCUUUAGUGAUCAACAACAAUCACAGAGCAUCAGCUACCAGAGUGAACAGAUACAGAGGAACCAACAAAUACAACAACAGAAGUUACAUCAACAACAGUUGCAACAAGAGUUACAACAGCAACAACAACAAGAGAGACAGAGACAACAGCUACUUCAACAGCAGCGAAUUCAACAAGAACAAGAGAUUCAACAUCAGAGAAAUCUGUAUCAACAACAACUCAAUCUACAAAAUCAGAUAUUUCAGCAAAACCAACUACUUGAGCGAGAGAAAGAAAUGGAGAGAAAAAAUCUUGAAAAGAUCCAACAACACAGACUGGAAAAAGAAAGGAAAAAGUCCGAGGAUGAAAAGCGAAGACGGGACGAACUUGAUCAAAGGCAACGAGAGUUGGAUAUGCAGAGUCGACUAGAAGCAUCAGGUGGAGAGGUUUUUCAUUUCCCCCAGUUCUCCACCCUCUCUACUACUGGUGCUCCUAAAGAAACCUACUCGGUGGAUAAAAAUUUUAUUAAAGAUCUGGAGAAAAAUCUUGGGAAAAAUGAAAAAAAUGCAAACCUGCUAGGGCCUAAUCCUCCUCCUACUCCCAGUCUCAAAGUUGCAAAUAUACCAGUCCUUCACCCUCCUCCGCCAUCAGUCCGUCCUUCAAGAAUAUCACCUUUGCCCCGAACCUCUCCUCAUCCUCGCUCCUCCAGUGCAAUGAGCCGUCACAACCGUUCCGGAGACAGUUCAGAUUCAACUAGAUCUCCGGAGAAGAACACAGCUCAUGUUCGUCCUUUCUUACAAACCGAUCAUCACACUGGCUCCGAAGGAAUGGGAAAUGUUCGUGGUGCUAGUGCUAACUGGAGACCUUUAAACACAACAGGACGGGUUGACCUGCUGGCCGGUCAACGGACUCAGCUUCAACAGUUUAAUAAAACAUCAAAUAGAACACAACCCCAGUCCUAUACUCAAGACGGAGCCAGGCUAAACGAAUCCUUUGGAAGUAAUCACUCCAGCGAAACUUCUGGAGCGAGGGAUAUCUACGGUACCCGGGAUACUUACGGAACCAGUGGGGGGAUCAGCAACGCGAUGGAGAUCAAUAAGAUUGCUCAGUGCUCCAAGAUGGUUCCAGGAAUGUCAGGAAGUGAGAUUAGAUCAGCUCUAACUGCAGUCAACUGGGAUACGAGCAUAGCUGUUAAGAAUUUGAAAAUAGAUAAACUCUACAGAAUUGGAGUCGCGACUAAACCUAAGUGUGAGAAAGUUCUUCAGGCUGUUAAUUGGGAUCUGGAGCAAGCUGCCAGUAAACUACUGGACUCCUUGUAGUUCAGGGGGUUAACUGGGACCUGGAGCAAGCUGCCAGUAAACUACUGGACUCCUUAUAGUUCAGUACAUUAGGCAGGCUUAUAGAUUAAUGUUUGAUAGGAUUCCUUAUGCAAGUUCAGAAAAACGGUUGACACAAAUAAUUUUUUUUUGAUAGUUCUAUUCUUCGUAGUUUAUAUAUUUUACAUGCAGUUCAAAACUGAGCUAUUUUACCUAUUUAGCCAGAAUUUAUAAUCUCAGUACUCAGUUAACCAUAAUUAAUGUCACAUACCAACAUGCGUUAAGUUUUCUAUUUCUGGCUUCUUUUCAUAACUUUGAAAGGAAAUAAAUUAAAUUUUAUAUUAAUUUUACAUUUUUUAUUUUCUGAUACAUUAUUUUCUUGUUUAUUUUAAUAAAACUAUUAUGAAUUUUAAAGGAUACUUCUAUUUAAUUCAUGAACUCUUAUUUGGGAAACCAAAUGUAGACAUUAUAGAUUUAGCUUUUUUUAAAAAAUAAACACCAUUUUUUGGCUUUUGCAAACAUUAAGAUUAAAAAAAAAUCUAAUACAAAAAUAAUUUAUUUCAUUUUUAUAGAAUUUCUGGCUGUUUUGUCAUAGUUCUUGGGGGCUUCUUCACAAUUUGUUAAACAUUUAGAGUUAUUUUCAAAAAAACAAAUAAAGAAAAAAAUAAUUUUUCAAAUUUAUUUUGAAAUCUCCCUCAAUAAUCUGUAAUUAGAUUUGGUAACCAUUUGUUUUUGUUUAAUUAUAUUAUAGAAGUUUUAUUGUAAAUAUUUAUGAAAACUGGAAAGCCUAAUUACCAAAUUUUUUUAUACAAAUAUUAAUGUUUAUAAUUUUUAAAAAGUUUCUUUUAUCCGAAAACUAUGUUACGUGUGUUCCUUGCACAGAUUCUUAGAGCUUAAUGAUAAAUUGUGCUUCGUUAAUAUUUGACUUGUACAUUGUACAGUGUACAGAAUCCCUUUGUAAAUUGUACAGCAACCCUUGUAAAGUGUACAGUUAGCAUCAUUAAGUGUACAUCUAAACAAUAGUUGAAUAGUAUUUAAAUACUCAGCAUUAUGGACAAGUUUGUUUAGAAACUAAUUUUUACAAAAAAAUGUUUUUAAAUUUGAUCAAAUUAUAUCUUUUUUUUAUUUUCGCAGAAACCAUGUAUUUGUAGAAACCAUAUUAACAUAUUGAUAUUGCACGAAGUAUUAUUAAUCACUAUUGCAGAUAAAAUGAACCAGGACGGAGAAGUAAAUAGGAUUUACAUGGAGAUGCAAAUAUCCGAAUGGAUCAGGACGGAAAAGUAAAUAUCUGAAUGGAUUAGGACGGAGAAGUAAAUGUCUGAAUGGAUCCUGACGGAGAAGUAAAUAUCUGAAUGGAUCAGGACGGGAAAGUAAAUGUCUGAAUGGAUCCUGACGGAGAAGUAAAUACCUGAAUGGAUCAGGACGGAAAAGUAAAUAUCUGAAUGGAUUCAGGACGGAAAAGUAAAUGUCCGAAUGGAUCCUGACGGGAGAAGUAAAUAUCUGAAUGGAUUAGGACGGAAAAGUAAAUAUCUGAAUGGAUCAGGACGGAGAAGUAAAUAUGUGAAAGGAUCAGGACGGAGAAGUAAAUAUCUGAAUGGAUCAGGACGGAGAAGUAUAUAUCUGAAUGGAUCAGGACGGAGAAGUAUAUAUCUGAAUGGAUCAGGACGGAGAAGUAAAUAUGUGAAAGCAUCAGGACGGAGAAGUAAAUGUCUGAAUGGAUUAGGACGGAGAAGUAAAUGUCUGAAUGGAUCCUGACGGAAAAGUAAAUAUCUGAAUGGAUCAGGACGGAGAAGUAAAUAUCUGAAUGGAUCAAGACGGAGAAGUAAAUAUCAGUAUUCGAGACGGAGCAAAAUAAAGAUGAUGAUCGAUUGUGUAGGGGUUGGCCAAAGUUCCCGAGCUGAAGCAUGUGAAAUCCUUCUGAAUAAGAAAAGACGACUUUACAGCGAGAAAACUUUAGUCCUUGGUUCUAUCUACCCUUCAAACAUCAAGAAAAAGAAAAUGCAAUUAAGAUAUUAAAUCACUAUCUAUUAUUAAAGAUUUUAGAUAACACAAUUAUUUAUUAAUUAUAAUUUGGUUUUUGUUUUCAGAAUACUUAAAAUGGGAACAGCGUUUUUAACAUGUAUACUGUUUGUAUUAUUAACCAUGAGCGUUGCCGAGGUUGAAGAGUCGGA
Eurytemora carolleeae is the source of this 6545-nucleotide messenger RNA. RefSeq lists its product as uncharacterized. The record is from RefSeq and is a predicted model, not a curated record. Lineage: Eukaryota; Metazoa; Arthropoda; Copepoda; Calanoida; Temoridae. Gene Ontology annotation, biological process: protein phosphorylation. The transcript has 11 exons. Gene Ontology annotation, molecular function: protein binding; protein tyrosine kinase activity; ATP binding. The coding region runs from base 34 to 4377 and encodes 1447 amino acids.